UAUAGACUAGGUCUUCUCUGAAUCAAUGAACUUCAUGGGAAUAUUGGAGAAAAAAAUCGAAUUUACCUGUCGUUUUCUUUUGUAGCCUAGUCUGUGUCACUGUAAAAUAUCGGUCAGGACAACGACAUGAUCGGGCACGUGAGUUUGUGCGGUGACAGCUAACGCGAGAGGUAAUCGAUUCUAGCUGCGUAAAACUGUGUAAAAGUAGGAAUCUAAUUGAGAGAGAGAGAGAGCAAAAGAGACAGAGACAGAAGAGCAGUCUAUAGCCGUUGAUCACCCGCCUCCAUCCAUAUAGGCUUCGAGAACUCAGUGAACAGCAGCAUCAUUCAAUGUUCUCUUCUCGUGCUGUCUCUCAAGCUCACAUCCACUCUCCCGCUCUUUGCUCGCGCAGAUGUCGACCUAAAGACCAGUCAAAUCCAUCUCUCGUCACACAAUUGCCCUUUCUAUGUAAUUGCUCGAUGUGUAUUUCACGUUAAAGUAGAAAGAUCCUGAAAACCGCUGGGCGCAAAAAGACCAAUGAUCUUUUGGGGAAUAAGAUGAACUAGUCAACCAUUUUUCCAUCUCUUUUUGGGUGCGUAGUUGGUUUGACUAGAGCAACAGUAUGGAUCUGUCAUUUAUGGCUGCACAGAUCCCAGUCAUGACAGGGGCCUUCAUGGACUCCUCACCCAAUGACAACUACAGUGCCGACCACUCGCUCUUCAACUCCUCGGCCAGCGUCCACGCUGCCUCUGCGGCUGCCUCAGCCCAGGCCCAGCAGGAUGACCAGUCUUCGUCCAGUGAUGCCAUCUGGCUCUGGAUUGCCAUCAUCGCUACUAUCGGCAACAUUGUGGUGGUGGGAGUGGUCUACGCAUUCACAUUCUGAUCCAUCUCUCCUUGACGCCCACCUAGCCAAAAAUUAGAGAGCCUCCCCAUGGGAGAACGUGAUAAAAGACAAAGGACAAAUAUCACAUACUGAAUUAUCAAAGGGCUCUGGGAUGCGGAUGCUGGCUAUGGUGUGGGGGUUCUAUAGUUGAAGCUUCAGCAUCAUUCACUUUCAAUAGAAAAAAGUUUCAGUAUACGAACAGUAUACACAGUACGCAAGUUCAACUGGAGGCAGAAGGGUAUUUUCAACUUUAGUCACCUAAUUUUCAGUGGACAUCAUGCUCCUGAAUGUUGUGUUGCAUUGUGGGGCUGAAGGGGCUUACAGAUAGAUACAGGGUGAACUGGACCAUCUUAAAAUGUCCCCCAGAUAGAAGAGAGGCAAUUAAGAGGAGUGCUGCUUAAUUAUUGGGAUGAACAGAGACGUGACUCUUAAAACAUUUAUGGGACUCUGGGAUUACUUCUGCAUUAGCCAUGUGAUCAGCUUCUUACAGCAUGUUAUCUGUUCUGCCAAAGGAAGGCUCAAAGUAUUAGAUUUCCUUUGUAAUAUCGACAGAAAAUGGACCAACGGACACUGGCUUUAAUGAAACAUUCCUGCAUCAUCCUUUUGGAUCUGCCAACUGAUAUUGCUUCUCAGUUUCUUUAGCAAUGCCACACCAGUUUAUGGUCCAAUUACAUUUACAUUUUAGUCAUUUAGCAGACGCUCUUAUCCAGAGCGACUUACAGUAGAGUGCAUACAUUUUAUUACAUUUUUUACAUUUCAUUACAUUUUACAUACUGAGACGAGGAUAUCCCUACCGGCCAAACCCUCCCUAACCCGGACGACGCUAUGCCAAUUGUGCGUCGCCCCACGGACCUCCCGGUUGCGGCCGGCUGCGACAGAGCCUGGGCGCGAACCCAGCCCAGCCUGGGAGACUCUGGGUGCAGAGUCUCCCAGCCCAGCCCAGCCUGGGAGACUCUGGUGGCAGUGCCCUAGACCACUGCGCCACCCGGGAGGCUAAAUAAAGACAAUCACUCACCGUCUAAUUUACUCUGAUCACAACAGCAAAUUCGUCAUCUGAAACAUUACUUAUUACACUAAACAAUACAAAUACAUCUAUCAAAGACAUUUAACUUUUUUACAACAAAUCUCAGUAUACGACUGAGGCAGACUUGAAGGAUAUAAGCACAGUUUACAUGAGCAGGAAAAAUCCUGUACAGCUUUAUUUUGUCAAAGCUUAAUUGUUAUUUAGCUACCUUCUUUGGAGUCUUUACGUGCUGUAUGAUCUAAAUAAGUGGGGUAAUAGAAAGGCUGGGCGUUUUUCUAUCUGUUUCCUACAAGCUGGGUUCUUUACAUUCACAACUGUGCAGUGAAAUAGCUUUGUGCUGCGGUAUGUCCAAAGGCAGUUGUUACAAUGGCGAUUAAUCCACGUCCCUUAAUUGAGAAUAUUAACAGGCUCUUUUCAAGACGCGAGCGAGGCCCCUGGUGUCACCACAACACACAUUCUAGUGUACAUGGAUGUUAGGGAGAUCAUUUCUUUAGGUUAUCACAGUGACAGUGCUAUGAGUUUGUAUCAAAAUGAUUGGCUGAUUUCUGUCUAGAACGGAACUGAAAAGAACAUACAAUACCCACUAAAUGAUGAUGGAGAUUGCUUGGUAAAUGUGAUGGUUUGAUAAAAACAUGCUCAAUCUCAGCCUCUAAGCUUUCUGUUCCGCUGAGAAGAGCUGAUACAGGAAAGAGUCGCUCCUUUCUUGAUUUUCUUUUGUCUUCUUUCAAGGAGAUGGUUGUUCUUGAAUGUUGUCUGGCUUGCCUCAUAAGCUGUAAGUGUAAUUAUCUAAGAGAGAGUGAUAAACAUCUAUUUGAGCCAAGUUCUCUAUUAUAGCCAGUGAGUUAUAUCAGCCACAUUAUUAAAUGAAUUAUGAAUAAUAUUCGGAUGCUGAAGUGAAUAGCCAUUUUCUUGUGUAUACAUCCCCCACUCUUGAGCUGAUGCAGAAUGUCAACCCACUGGGCACAGACGUCAUUGAAACAAAAACAACGUUGAUUCAACCAGUGUGUGCCCAGUGGGAAAAUGUAUUCCAGCAACCUUUUUGACAUAUUUUUGUAACAUGAUAUAUUAUUUUAAGCUACAGGGCAUCAUGUAGUGUUAUCGAUAAACUAUUUAAGGAUCUUGGUAGGGGCUGUUAGUAUUCAAUUAUAUGUCUUAUGUGAUCUUGAUAAAAUAAGACUUUGUAGUAAGACUAUCUACUGUAAAAGGUUGUAGAGGGUUUCUCAUGUCAUGGUAUACACUGUACGUAUUGGUAUUUCUACAACAUACGCUAAGAACUUACUUACAUUACCCAGAACUUUCAACAAAUUGUAAUAUUUAAAUCCCCAAAUUAGGAGGUAAUAAUAUAAUGAUGAGAUAAGGUCUUCCAAAGACCGUUACUUUAUUUUCUAAUAAGAGGUGAAUGUGUGAGUGUUUAGCAAUGUUGUAAUUCACAUAAAUUACACAAUAUUAUUUUUUGUAAGAACAUCUAUUACUAUUAAAGUUUCAGGGUUGCUGUA
Salvelinus fontinalis (brook trout) is the source of this 3382-nucleotide messenger RNA. RefSeq lists its product as uncharacterized. The coding region runs from base 602 to 862 and encodes 86 amino acids. NCBI's taxonomy places the organism in Eukaryota, Metazoa, Chordata, Actinopteri, Salmoniformes, Salmonidae. The record is from RefSeq and is a predicted model, not a curated record. The transcript is spliced from 2 exons.